Gadus chalcogrammus (walleye pollock) is the source of this 2130-nucleotide messenger RNA. RefSeq names its product mitochondrial ribosomal protein S26 (gene mrps26). The transcript has 4 exons. Lineage: Eukaryota; Metazoa; Chordata; Actinopteri; Gadiformes; Gadidae. Bases 176 to 799 code for a protein of 207 amino acids. The record is from RefSeq and is a predicted model, not a curated record. Gene Ontology annotation, cellular component: mitochondrial small ribosomal subunit.
GUUUCCACUUCCCUGAGAGGUCAGAGGACAUCAUCAUGGCGUCCCCCAUGUAACGACAACAUUGCUGGUUCAAUGUUACGUGAACCCGAAAGAGAAACGGCCAAGCGUGGUGUUUUUGUACGGAUGAAUAGACAUAUAAACUAAGGAUUAAUUUAACUAUUCAACUGCGCUGACCAUGUUCAAAGUGAUCGGGGGAAGAGCCCUCCCCGCGGCCCGGCUGCUCGCCCCCCGCUGCGGCGUGUGGGUCGAGUCGGUCCGGGGUAGGAAGUCCCGCAACGACCCGCCGGCCAAGUCCAAAGAGGGGCGCAUCAAGCUGCCGCCCCCCGUGGACCCGGUGGAGAUGGUGGUCAUGAAGGAGAGGUUCACGGAGUACAACCUGAUCAUGAGGGCGCUUCGACUGGAGUUCAAGGAGGAGGUGCUGCGUAAGAAGUACGAGGAGGAGACGGGCUCCCUGGCGGAGGAGAGAGCCAGACAGGACGCGGAGGAGCACAAGAUCCUGAUGGAGUGGAACGACGCAGAGAACCGCCGCAUGCUGAAGAUCAGACAACUGCGCGUGCAGAAGGAGACGGCGGAGGCAGACCAGAGGAAACUGGACGUGAUCCUCAAGCGGGACCAUGAGAAGCAGGCGUUCAUCCAGCAGAAGGAGCAGGAGAUCCUGCAGCUACAGGAGGACGCCAAGAACUUCAUCACCCUGGAGAACCUUGACCAGCGCAUCGAGGAGGCCCUGGACAGACCCCGCAACUACAACUACGCCAUCGACCGCGAGGGCCGGGUUGUCAAACGAACCGUCCUGGACUAGUUGGACAGCCCUGGACCUGGUGUACCGCCCCCCCCGGGCCAGACGGGCCGUCCAUGACCUGGAUCUGGUCCCGGACCAAAUCACGGACCACAGCCUACCUUUCUGUCUCGGGUCGGAACCCAACCGCCUAGCGCUCGGAUCACGAUCAUCAUCAGCCUUCCUCACUCCUGCGUUUCCAACGGGCGGUCGGUCCAGUCCAAUGGACUCUAUGGGAGCCAUCUUCUAAGGUACAUUCGUUGCAGAAGGUCGUGGCGUGAAUUGAGGUGUUGAAAGAUCGGGAUUCCAGCGAAGGAUGUAUAAUUAACGUAUAGUGGUGUUGGAUCGGACUGCUGGAACCGGAGACACUUCCAGUCGUUUGACCGCAGAACUUUGACUCUACAACGUUGGGAUUUGUCACUUGGUCUCUUCAUCAUUUUAAGUUGGAAACACGGUUCGUGUUCGAUGCCAUCAUAGAAGAUAUUUAAAUAUCUAAAGUCGUAUCUCUACACUCUAUGUUCCUGUGUCGUCCAUGUGUAUGUUUAAUAAACUUGAGUGUAUAUCCUAAACGUUUGCAACGCUUUCAUUUUUAAGUGGCGGUUAGUCCUGUUUAUAUUCCUAAAAAUGGUAUCAAAACGCAGCAGCGAUAUUAAAAUAUGGCAUAGAACAGUUUUUGCAGUUUGACGACACGUAAACUUGACCUAGUUUCCUCUGCAACCGCUAGUAUCAAACAAAACCAGAAUGUAUUUAUAAGAUAUAUUAAUGUAUGAGACAGAACCAGGGGUUAGAAAAUGUUUGGCAGGCUGACAAGAAAUCAGUCGGCUUUUUUUUAUUCAGGUAAAUUUGACUAGAUUUGCUUUACAUACAUGGCAUACAUUGUGCAUGGCUGUUUGACUGUGUUAAUUCCCAAUAUAACAUGGCAUGCAUACAGAGGAUGUGGAGGGCAUGUGGGAGAAUUUAAGAGAUGACAAAAGUGCUGAUAAACAACCCAGAAAUAAAUACAAGCAGAAAAUAUGUGUCCUUAAACCAUGGGCUUUAGAAAACAACGGCAGCAAAUGAAAAGACACAAUCCGAAAUCGUCAGCCUUCUGGAAGGGAAUUCGAGCGUUUGAACAAACCUUUGAAUGAUAGCUUUUAAUCAUAUCCCUCUUGAGUUGAACUUAAUGGGAACAAAGAAAACGAAACUACAUCUCAACCAAUAACAUCACAAAGGAGACAUCAGCACAGUCGGACAAGGACAAAACAAACAUGUUGUAGGUAUUCCUGUCGUUUAACAAAACGUAGCAUAAGCUUACGUUGAACUUAAAACUAGCUUAGAAAUAGAGUAGCACUCGAAUAUUCAAGUAUAGUAACUCU